Molecule: messenger RNA, 1878 nt
Organism: Naumovozyma dairenensis CBS 421
Lineage: Eukaryota; Fungi; Ascomycota; Saccharomycetes; Saccharomycetales; Saccharomycetaceae
Gene: ETP1
Product: Etp1p
Exons: 1
Coding region: 1-1878 (625 amino acids)
Biological process (GO): Ras protein signal transduction; protein ubiquitination
Cellular component (GO): cytoplasm
Molecular function (GO): ubiquitin protein ligase activity; zinc ion binding
Source: RefSeq, a predicted model, not a curated record
AUGGUUAUCAAAUAUAGGAUUGUGGUGGAGUUAGAAAAUAGAGAGCAAGUUAACUCAGCAUAUACACUUUUCACUACUUCACAAAGAGAUAAAUUUAAAUCUACUGUUGCAGUACAAAAGCUUAAUCAACAAGAGGAAGAGAAGGGACAGAAAAUCGACUGGCGUUUAAGUGAUUGGAUUAUUGAAACAGAAAUGUUUUCUUUCGAUCAAAAUCAAAAGAACAAGAUGAUUGUUAAUAGCAAUAAGAAAAGAAUUGACCAACAGGAUAAAGGGCUAUUACUCUCUGAAUACCUGGGCCAUGGUAUUGUUAGACUAUUCAAACUAACAGGUGGUUUAGAUGUAGAUGGUACUAAGGGAAAGCCUCCUCAAGAAGACGGGAAGGCUAGGAGUGAAACUGAUGUCUUGACAAUUCCUGGUGAUGAUACAAUGGUAUGUAUAUUAUUUGUUCCCACAUAUUUUACAGUUCAUGAUUUAUUAUAUUUUUAUAUCGGGGAUGAAAUUGUUAAUCAAAUAUCCCAUUUUAGGAUCUUAAGGAAUAAACAAGGCGGUGUUGGUUUCAACUUUAUGGUAUUAAUGAAAUUUAGAGAGCCCUUAAUGGCCAAGAAUUUCAAAGAUAAAUUCAACGGGAAAAGUUUCAGUAAAAUGGAUCCUGAAACUUGCCACGUCAUUUUCAUCAAAGAGAUUGUUUUUAAAUCAAAAUUGUUCCGAAGGGUAGAUUUACAAGAAUUACCAUAUCUAAUGACCGAUCCAUUCACCAAUAAGGAUAGCCCUACAACUUUAAAAAAAGUGGAGUUGCCGACAUGUCCUGUCUGUUUAGAAAGAAUGGACAGUGAAACGACGGGUUUAAUAACGAUACCUUGUCAACAUACCUUCCACUGUUCUUGCCUAGAUAAAUGGAACGAUUCAAGAUGUCCAGUAUGCAGGUAUUCAAAUCUAAGACUUACUAGAGAGUCCUUAGUGAAACAAGCUGGUGAUUCGAACGCACCGUGUGCAACAUGUGGAUCCCAUGAUAAUCUUUGGAUUUGUUUAAUUUGUGGUAAUAUUGGUUGCGGAAGAUAUAAUUUCAAACAUGCUAUUAAACAUUAUGAAACUACAUCUCAUUGCUUCGCUAUGGAUAUAGCCACACAAAGGGUCUGGGAUUACGCUGGUGAUAAUUAUGUCCAUAGACUGGUGCAAAAUGAAGUAGAUGGUAAAUUAGUUGAAGUUUCUAGUACAAGUAUGGGAACAUCGAACUCCGAUGGACAUGAUAAUGUAACAAAUGAAGGGAAAGAAUCAAAAGACUAUAACCUAGCCGCAAACUUCCUAAGAAAUAAAGAAUAUCACUUAGAAUAUGUCCAAGUAUUAAUCUCACAAUUGGAGUCUCAACGUGAGUAUUAUGAGUUAAAACUAGAAGACGCCAAAAAUGACAGUAGUGUAGUAGAAGAGAAGAACCGUGUAGAAUUGAAGAUGGUAGAAAUGCAAGCUCAAAUAUCCAACAUCGAAAAGAAGUAUGAAACAAAUAUAGACAAGAUGAGGAAACAACUAGAUAUCGACGGAUUGAUGAUAAAGGGUCUCCAAGAAAAUUUAGAUAAACUUACAAAGAUAAAUGAAACAACAACAGAAGAGAAGAAAAUGUUAUUGCUCGAGAAACAGGAUUUGGAAGAGCAAGUAAAAGACUUAAUGUUUUAUUUAGAGUCGCAAGAAAAAUUCAAGGAUGCUGAUGAAAGUGUUCGCGAAGGAACUAUCGUAAUUCAACAGCAACAAGUAGGUUCUACAAACUCGCAGAUACCUUUGACUAGAAACAACAAGAAGAAAAAAAAAACAAGAAACCUAAGAAAUAAGUGGAAUUGGCGAUCUUGGACUAAUUUAUACCUUCUACUUCAUAUGUUCAAGAAUUAG